GCUCAUUGAUCAGGCUGUUUACCCCACAACCCACAUCGUAGGUUGGAGUUGAAGGGAUUAUUCUUUUUAUGCAGUGUGCGUUGACAAUAAUUUGCUCCGGCUAAUGAUGUGUCGUAAAAAAAACAAUUAGAAAAUUAAAAGAAAAGAGAAAAAGUUGGAAAGUUGAUGAGUGGCAGCGCUAGUGCAGGGCACAUGAGGGAAUGGGAAUAUUAGGAAAGUUUGGAAAUUAGGGGGUUAAGAAGGUAUGAACAAAAUAGAAGGUGUGGAACAUAAGAUGACAAAAAGACAAAACAUACCUGAGUUCACGGGUUUGGUUUGUUCAUCAUCUAAAAGGGUAAAAAGUAGAAACAUAAAAAAAUAAUAAUAAAAGUUGAGAAAAAGUUCACGGGUUCCCAUUUGCAUUGAUUUCAUCUUCCCCACCUUGCCCAACAACUGCUUCACUUCAUCGAUCCAAUCUCCAACUCCUCCAUUUUGGAAAGCUUCAUCAUCAUGUCUCGUGGUUGUAGUUAUUGGAUCCAGAGGCUGUUAAUGGUGGCCUGGUUGUUGAGUUGGAAGAAGUGGCUAUCCGCCAUAGAUAUUGGGGCGGCGGCGGCAGCACCAAACGUCAAACCGCAAGGCAACAUCUCCAAAGUAGAAGACGCUCAAAACUACCAUAUUUACUAUGGUCAGACUUUCAAAGUCAUUAAGAAUGGCAUUGAUGGCAAGAGUUAUCUUCUCAUCCAGAGUGAUACAAGGAUGGCUGGAAGGACAAAAUAUUGCACACCAAGGAUUAAGUCAUUUGUCAUCCCACUCUCUAACUUUUCAGUCGAUACCACCACCAGUUUUCCAGGUAUUGCCGCCUUAGGAAUGCAGCUAUUGGGAGUAGUGGGAAGCAUGAAAGGGAUGACAUCAAACACGGUGGCCUCUGAAUGUGUACUGAAAAUGGUUGAAGGAGGAGAAAUAAGUUUGAUCAACGCAAGUGAGCCUCAACAGCUCGCACCAUUUGCCGCACAUUUUGUUUCUAACCUUGAUCUAUAUCAAGCUUGCAAUUUCGCUAACUUUGCCGCUACUGGAGAGGACUCUCCUUUACAGAGAGCAGAAUGGAUCAAGUUCUUGGGGGCUUUUGCAAAUUUGGAGAAGAGAGCAAAUCAAGUCUACAAAGCGGUAAAGGACAACUAUUUAUGCUUAACUAAAGUUCCAGAGGCCAAGGAAAAAGCAUUCAAACCAAUAGUGGCAUGGAUGGAAUACCAGAAUGGCAUAUGGUCUUUCACAAAGGAAUUAUACAAGUUAAAGUAUGUAGAAGAUGCAGGAGGAGAAAAUGUGGACGCCUCCAUUAACAAGAUUACAUACAAUAUCUCCAACCCUGAUGAUAUUGAAGAUUUGCAUGCUAUUCUAUGUACAGUGGAUGUUGUAAUAGAUGAAACAUACAGUUGGGAUGCAAUUGGAUACAAUACCACUACCUUCCUCCAAAACAUAAACAUUGAAGAUCAUUCAUGUUUUGGAUUUCUUACUAACCAAAGCAUCUGGAGAUACGAUAAGAGAAUCUAUAAAUUAACAACUCUUGAUUGGUUUGAUGGUGCUGUCUCUCAACCCCAACUGGUAUUAGCUGAUCUUAUUGAGAUUUUGUUCCCUACUGGAAACUAUAACACCACUCACUUCAGAAAUCUUGCCAAGGGUGAAGGUGUUGUAAGCAUUGAGCCCAACAUGUGCCAAAGGGAUAUGUCUACACCAUUGGAUCCCACAAUUCUACCUUGCCCGUGAUUUCUUUGUUUUAUAAUCAAUUUUGGUCUCUCUUUUUAAUGGUUCUGCUAAUAUAUUUGAUCUGUUGGGACCUCAAUACCAAAGGCUUAGAUUUAAAUAAAUUAGUGUUUGAAUUAUGACCAGAAAAACAAACAUGAGUUUAGCUAUGAAUUUCAUCACUGUUUGGUAUUUUCUUUACAUUAAUUUUUGGUUGCCCAGUUAUUUUAAGUUUAUGGUAGACUUCUUUUCCAGACACUUAUUAAGAGAAUAAUUAGAUAUCAUCCAAAUUUACAACAGUUUUUUUUUGUAAUCAUUAUAAAUACCUUGAUAAUGAUAACUCGUUGAUUGUAAUUACAGAAAA
Molecule: messenger RNA, 2080 nt
Organism: Gossypium arboreum
Lineage: Eukaryota; Viridiplantae; Streptophyta; Magnoliopsida; Malvales; Malvaceae
Exons: 10
Coding region: 490-1740 (416 amino acids)
Source: RefSeq, a predicted model, not a curated record